AUGGAAGCUCUUCUUAUUGCAGCAUAUUGCUUGGUCAUUAGUAGUGGUAUAUUUGGUAAUGUGUUAGUGUGUAUUGUAAUAUUUAGAAAUACUGAAUUACGUUCUUCAAGGAAUUUACUAAUUCUUAAUCUGUCUGUGUGUGAUAUUUUCAUGGAUUUAGUCUGCAUGCCUCUAUCAUUGGUGAGAUUAACUUUAAAGAACUGGCCAUUGGGGGAAUUUCUAUGUCGUAUAAUUCCUUCCAUGCAGACAGUUGAUGUAUUCGUCUCAACCUUUACAAUUCUAGCUAUUGCUAUCGACCGUUAUCAUGCUAUUGUCCGUGCCUCCAGAGAAAAACGCAAGAGUAGAAAAAAUAUUUAUGUUAUUGUUGGUAUUUGGAUUGUAUCGCUACUUUUCUCAACACCAAUGCUUUUGUUUCACCAAGUAGAAACUGUUGAUGUAAUGGAUUUUACAAUGUGUGUAGAGAAUUGGCCGAAUACAGCAUUUCGAGGCACAUUUGGUGUCAUUGUAAUGGUGGUACAGUAUUUAUCACCAACUCUAGUUAUCAGCUGUCUUCACGCACGAAUAUGUCACUUCCUUCAUGCUCGAAUUGAAGAGAAUCCUGUUACCUUAACAGAAAUGAACCGCGCUGUACGGGAUAUGCGCAGACACCGUCGUAAUUUAUUUCUCUUAACAGCCAUUACUAUAACUUUUGCUUCAACGUGGCUUCCACUUACAGUUUUGAAUAUUGCUGCCGACUUCGAUCACAACUUCUUUGACGAAAAACAUUUUAAUUUGGUAUUCGCGUGGUGUUUACUUUUAGCUAUGGGCUCGUCGUCUUUAAAUCCAAUAUUUUAUGGAUGGUUUAAUUUGAAUUUUAGAAAGGGAUUCUAUGCCUUAUUGUGCUUUGGUAUACCGGAUAACGAACAAUCAGAGAGGAGUAGUCUCAACAGUAGAGAAAAGAGAUCACAAAGUGCUAUGUACGAUAGUAUUCGCUCAAAUCAAUCACACAAAUCAAACUCUAGUAAAUGA
Molecule: messenger RNA, 1008 nt
Organism: Lottia gigantea (owl limpet)
Lineage: Eukaryota; Metazoa; Mollusca; Gastropoda; Lottiidae
Exons: 1
Coding region: 1-1008 (335 amino acids)
Biological process (GO): G protein-coupled receptor signaling pathway
Cellular component (GO): membrane
Molecular function (GO): neuropeptide Y receptor activity
Source: RefSeq, a predicted model, not a curated record